This is a messenger RNA of Oncorhynchus mykiss (rainbow trout), 2033 nucleotides long. RefSeq names its product forkhead box protein L2. Lineage: Eukaryota; Metazoa; Chordata; Actinopteri; Salmoniformes; Salmonidae. The record is from RefSeq and is a predicted model, not a curated record. Gene Ontology annotation, biological process: regulation of transcription by RNA polymerase II; cell differentiation; anatomical structure morphogenesis. Gene Ontology annotation, molecular function: DNA-binding transcription factor activity, RNA polymerase II-specific; RNA polymerase II cis-regulatory region sequence-specific DNA binding.
GCCACUAGCAGGCCUACCGCCUGCCUGUGGAAAAAAAAAAGCGGAAAGGGCUGGGCUAAGAGAGGAAUCAAACCACAACCUGGGCUGCGCUUCCAUCACAAACCAGUUUGGGAGAAAGUAUGUUGUAGAGGAGAGGCUAGUGUAUAACAAGUCACAAACUGUGGCUCAAAACUCGGAUUUCUCUGCGCGCUAAACGUUAAGGAGGCAGCGUCAGAGUUUUGUAUUGGAGUCCAUUUUGAGGUGCUAAGGCUAAUAUAAUUUGUUGUUCUGUAUUUGUGCUGGAUUUGUUUCUUGUUUUGGUGUGCUCAAUGAUGGACACUUACCAAAACCAAGAGGAUGACGCAAUGGCCCUGAUGGUCCACGACACUAACACCGCGAAGGACAAGGAGCGACCGAAGGAGGAACCGGUCCAGGAAAAGGGUUCGGAGAAAACGGACCCGUCUCAAAAACCACCAUAUUCGUAUGUGGCUCUCAUUGCCAUGGCCAUCCGGGAGAGCACAGAGAAGCGCCUGACUCUAUCUGGUAUUUACCAGUAUAUCAUCACCAAAUUCCCUUUCUACGAGAAAAACAAGAAAGGCUGGCAAAACAGUAUCCGGCAUAACUUGAGUCUGAACGAAUGUUUCAUCAAAGUUCCUCGCGAGGGAGGCGGCGAGAGAAAGGGGAAUUACUGGACCCUUGACCCGGCGUGCGAGGACAUGUUCGAGAAGGGAAACUACAGAAGAAGACGUCGAAUGAAACGUCCCUUCAGACCUCCACCGACCCAUUUCCAGCCCGGGAAAUCCCUCUUCGGCGGUGAUGGGUACGGCUACCUGUCCCCUCCAAAGUACCUGCAGUCCAGCUUUAUGAACAACUCGUGGUCGCUGGGCCAACCGCCCACCCCGAUGUCCUACACCUCCUGUCAGAUGGCCGGUGGCAACGUGAGUCCAGUAAAUGUGAAAGGACUGUCCGCUCCCUCCUCAUACAACCCGUACUCCCGGGUGCAGAGCAUGGGUCUCCCCAGUAUGGUGAACUCUUAUAACGGCAUGAGCCAUCACCACCACCCGCACGCUCACCAUGCCCAGCAGCUGAGCCCGGCGACCGCUGCGCCGCCCCCGGUCUCCUCCAGCAACGGAGGUGGCCUGCAGUUCGCCUGCUCCCGCCAGCCUACGGAGCUCUCCAUGAUGCACUGUUCGUAUUGGGAUCACGAGAGCAAACACUCCGCGUUACACACGAGGAUUGACAUUUAAAGUUUACCAGAGGGCCACUUGUAAAAUGGACUCUUGUGAGAGAAAGACAAUAAGUCAAUUCCUGUGUAUUCAAAACAGAAACAACAUUAUUUUUGAAGAGACAAUACAAUGACGGGCUCUUUUGAUCCAAAUAAUGUACUGAAAAUUCAUAUGGAAAGACAUCCAAGUGGGGAUGGUGAGAGAAUUUUCAAAAACUGUAAAUUGUGAGAUUAAGUGGUCACAACUAAGCACGAGGUAGCAUAACUUUUUGUUGCAUUGGACAGAAGGCCGUGCUAUUGUACGUUAUAUUUGUCAAAUCCGACCAGUUCCCUUUUCACGGGGAUACGAAUUCCAUGAAAACAAAACAAACAAACAAAACCCUCUCUCCUGUCUUGGAAUUUUAAACAUCACCUGAACGAGUGAUAAUUGAAUUAUAACUCCUACGUAUUUGAACCAGUAUGUAUAGUGCACUGAGCGGACUCCAGCAAAACCAGGUGAAAUGUUGAUUCUUUAGCCUGUCUUUAUUUUUUUUAUUACCGUGUCACAGUUCUUACUCGGGAUGCAGGUGGGGAGAUAGAGCACCGUCAGAAGGAGCAACACCAAAGAUGUGUUACUUCGGGGGUCAUCGACUUUUUAGGCUUCGUGACCUCUGAUAGAGAUGGUUUGGUUUCCGAUAACAUUCAUUCCAGUGCCAGAUUUUUUUAACCUUUUUUGUUUUUUAUAAUCGUAAUUAUUUUUGUCUCAUUCAUGUUGGGACCAUGUUAAAUUAGCACUUUUCCCUCUUUUUCUAGUAUUUUGAAUUUCUUAAUAAACUUGUAUUUCUUUCAA